GUCCUCCGGGGAGAGACGCGCAGCGCCCAUUACGCCGCGGAGAGCUGCCGACACACCAUGCCCCUCUACACGGUUCACAUUCGGGACGAGUGGCUGGCGGUGCCGUGUCGCGAGACCACCAACACCAUCCAAUGGCUGGGAUACGAGGCUCUCAAGCGGUACAUCAAAAACAAGCCCGACAACGGCGGCAUCACGUCCCUGAAGGACAUACGCUUUGCGGUGCGGAGGUGCCAGGGACUGGGUCUGCUGGAUAUGGAUGACACCAUCGAGGAUGUUCUGGAGGAUAACGACUUUAUCGAGCUUGCCAUCGAGGGCGAUACCAGUUCUCCUGACUUCAUCCCAUGCCAGCCCGGCGUCUCUCACCUUACAGCAGCCUACAGAGAACCCGAGGAGUAUCUUCAUUUGGACGGCCAAAGCCUGACAUCGACGGAUCUGGUCAACCUGGGCAGGGGACUCUACAAGAUAAAGAUGACUCCAGAGGCGGAAAACAACGUUGUGAAAUCCAGAGAGCUUUUGGACACUAUUGUCAAAGAAAACAAAGUGGUUUAUGGGAUCACAACAGGUUUCGGCAAAUUUGCCCGGACCGUCAUCCCUGUCAGCAAACUCAAGGAGCUGCAGGAGAACUUGGUGCGGUCGCAUUCAGCAGGUUUGGGAAACCCGCUCAGCCCGGAGAGGACCCGCAUGCUGCUGGCUCUGAGGAUAAACGUUCUGGCCAAAGGGCACAGCGGCAUCUCUCUGGAGACCCUUCAUGCCAUGAUUCAGGCUUUCAACGCAUCCUGUCUCUCCUUCGUCCCCGAGAAGGGAACGGUCGGCGCCAGCGGAGACCUGGCGCCCCUCUCUCACCUGGCCUUGGGGCUGAUAGGAGAGGGCAAAAUGUGGUCACCCAAGAGCGGAUGGGCAGAUGCCAAAUAUGUCUUGGAAGCCCAUGGACUGAAGCCAAUAUCACUGAAACCAAAAGAGGGCCUUGCUCUGAUCAAUGGCACCCAGAUGAUCACCUCUCUGGGGGCGGAGGCCGUAGAGAGAGCCCAGGCCAUCGCCCGGCAGGCGGACAUCGUCGCCGCCCUCACACUGGAGGUGCUGAAAGGAACCACUAAGGCCUUUGACAGCGACAUCCAUUCACUGCGGCCUCAUCCAGGACAGAUAGAGGUGGCCCUGCGCUUCCGCUCCUUACUGGACUCAGACCACCACCCAUCGCAGAUUGCUGAGAGCCACCGGUUCUGUGAUCGGGUCCAGGAUGCCUACACCAUGCGCUGCUGUCCCCAGGUCCAUGGCAUUGCUAAUGACACAAUAAACUUUGUCAAGAACAUCAUCAAUACAGAAAUCAACAGCGCCACCGACAACCCCAUGGUGUUUGCUGAUAGAGGAGAGACCAUUUCCGGAGGGAACUUCCAUGGAGAAUACCCGGCAAAGGCUCUGGACUUUUUGGCGAUCGGGGUCCACGAGCUGGCCUCGAUUAGCGAGAGGAGGAUCGAGAGACUGUGCAACCCCUCCCUGAGCGAGCUGCCUGCCUUCCUCGUCAACGAGGGAGGACUCAACUCGGGCUUCAUGAUCGCCCAUUGCACUGCCGCCGCCCUGGUUUCAGAGAAUAAGGUCCUGUGCCACCCGUCCUCAGUGGACUCACUGUCCACCAGCGCUGCCACGGAGGACCACGUCUCCAUGGGGGGCUGGGCUGCCAGGAAGGCACUGCGGGUGGUGGAACAUGUGGAACAAGUUCUCGCUAUCGAGCUGCUGGCAGCCUGCCAGGGUAUUGAGUUCCUCCGCCCCCUGCGUACCACCACACCAUUGGAGAAAGUCUAUGACCUUGUGCGCAGCGUGGUCAAGCCCUGGAUUAAGGACAGAUUCAUGUCUCCUGAUAUUGAAGCUGUCCAUCGCCUCCUACUUGACCAGAAGAUAUGGGGUGUUGCCAAACCGUACAUUGACAAAUACCAGAUGGAGUACAUUCCUGAGUCUCGCCCCGCCUCCCCUACGGCCUUCUCUCUGGGGUCCCCUGCAUCGCCACUAAAACGCAUCCGUCUCGAGUGAAAAUGUUCCGUUUUUUUCCCCCAGAAUGGAAGAACAACUAAUUUGAAAAAUACAACAAAAAAAAAGUGAUAAAUGAAAGGAGGCUAUAAUUUGAACGACAUCUCGUUCACCGAUCUUGGUCAGAGGUGCAAUGCUUUGUUAAUUCCGCUAGAAAGCCACAAAAUCUCAACUUUGAUUUCUUUUAUUUUAGUUUUCUAGCCAAUGGGACAAUACAUCACUAUUGUAUUUAUGCCAGCUUUUGUCGGUCUUUCAGAAAUGUACUACCUCAGCCAUUCUACCAUUUUAAGACAUAAUCUUUAUCAAUGGCUCAGCACAAAAAAAGAAAAAGAAAAAAAAGUAUUUUGAUGUUAUGUACCCUAGCCUAAUCAAUCACAACUCCUUACAACAAUAAAAUUUUCCAAAGGA
Lampris incognitus (smalleye Pacific opah) is the source of this 2427-nucleotide messenger RNA. It is a transcript of the gene hal, whose product is annotated as histidine ammonia-lyase. The transcript has 20 exons. The record is from RefSeq and is a predicted model, not a curated record. Lineage: Eukaryota; Metazoa; Chordata; Actinopteri; Lampriformes; Lampridae. Gene Ontology annotation, molecular function: histidine ammonia-lyase activity. Bases 58 to 2022 code for a protein of 654 amino acids. Gene Ontology annotation, biological process: L-histidine catabolic process. Gene Ontology annotation, cellular component: cytoplasm.